Dothidotthia symphoricarpi CBS 119687 is the source of this 2210-nucleotide messenger RNA. RefSeq names its product glycoside hydrolase family 20 protein. The coding region runs from base 141 to 1988 and encodes 615 amino acids. Gene Ontology annotation, cellular component: membrane. Gene Ontology annotation, molecular function: beta-N-acetylhexosaminidase activity. The record is from RefSeq and is a predicted model, not a curated record. NCBI's taxonomy places the organism in Eukaryota, Fungi, Ascomycota, Dothideomycetes, Pleosporales, Dothidotthiaceae. The transcript has a single exon. Gene Ontology annotation, biological process: glycosaminoglycan metabolic process; carbohydrate metabolic process.
CUGUUGCUAUGGUUUUUCGUUUUUCGUCAUUCACCGGGACCUCGAAUUGUUUAUAGUCGUUAUCACCGUCGGCUUCUCCUCACCUCCACUUAUUUGUGCGACAACAACUACAACAACUACAACGACUGCGAUCAACCACAAUGCGCGACUUCAUCCUGGCCUCCGUGGCUACCACUUCACUUCUCUUCGCCAGACCGGCUCAAGCUGUUGCUGCGAAUCCUCUUCCUAAACCUGCGAACAUCACAUGGGGUGACUCGGGCUGCUUUUCUUUCGGCGCUGUAUCGCUGGAGGCGCCAGAUCACCUAGUUCUGAACGAGGCUUUCGACCGUGUCACCAGCACUAUCACCGAUCUGAACUGGAUUCCUGCCGCCACCGAAGCACCAGUUCGAGCGUUUGAGCCUUUUCCUACUGCGACUGGCUCGGGUGCGGAGAGGAGGUCGAGGAAGCGCACUACCGAUGACUAUGCUACUAACUGUACUGGCACCAUCACAACGGUCAAGAUUGAUAUCGCCAACCUGCAUGCUACACUCCAGCAUGGCGUGGACGAGUCGUACAGUCUGGAUAUUGCUUCCGGAUCUGAAGCUGUUGAGAUCUCUGCUCAGACAGUGUACGGUGCUCUUCAUGCGCUCACCACAAUGCAGCAAAUUGUCAUUAACAAUGGCAACGGAAAACUGAUCGUCGAGCAGCCAGUUACAAUUCAGGACGAGCCCCUCUACCCGGUCCGUGGCAUCAUGAUCGACACAGGCCGUAACUUUAUCUCGAAAAAGAAGAUCCUCGAGCAGAUCGACGGUAUGGCACUUUCUAAACUCAACGUGCUUCACUGGCAUCUGGUUGAUUCUCAAUCAUGGCCUCUUGAGAUUUCCGCCUAUCCCCAGAUGACCGAGGACGCAUACUCAUCCAACGAGGUCUACUCUCAUAGCACGCUCAAGCAAGUCAUCAGCUACGCGGCUGCUCGUGGUGUUCGCAUCAUUCCAGAGAUCGACAUGCCUGGUCACGCCAGUUCUGGUUGGAAACAAAUCGACGAAGACAUACUAACCUGCACCGACAGCUGGUGGUCCAACGACAACUGGGCGCAGCACACUGGUGUUGAACCUACCCCUGGUCAACUCGACAUCCUCAACAACAAGACUUACGAAGUCACUGGAAAGGUGUACAAGGAAAUGGCUGAUAUCUUCCCCGACAACUGGUUCCACAUCGGCGGCGACGAACUUUUCCUCAACUGCAACAACUUUAGCUCUCUCGCACGCGACUUCUUCGCCGCCGGAAACUCCAUGGGCGACCUGUACCAAUACUGGGUUGACCGCGCGAUCCCCAACUUCCGUGCCCAAGCCAACAAAACUUUCGUCAUGUGGGAAGAUGUCAAGCUCUCUGCCGCCGUAGCUGCCACAGGCGUUGUGCCCACAGACAUUGUCAUGCAAGCUUGGAACAACGGCAUCGCGCACAUCUCCAACCUGACAGCCCUCGGCUACCGCGUCAUCGUCUCAUCAUCCGAUUUCGUCUACCUCGACUGCGGCUACGGCGGCUGGGUCUCCAAUGACCCGCGUUACAACGUCAUGAUCAACCCCAACGCGACCGACGGCAGCGCAAACUUCAACUGGGGCGGUAACGGCGGUUCCUGGUGCAGUCCCUACAAGACAUGGCAGCGCGUCUACGACUACGACUUCACCUUCAACCUUACCGACACGCAGAAGUCGCUCGUACAGGGCGUCAUCGCGCCGCUGUGGUCCGAGCAAGUCGACGAUGUGGUAAUCAGCCAGAAGAUGUGGCCAAGAGCCGCUGCACUGGCGGAAUUGGUAUGGUCGGGCAAUCGCGAUGCAGAGGGCAACAAGAGGACGACCGAGAUGACGCAGAGGAUCCUUAAUUUCAGAGAGUAUCUUCUGGCCAAUGGCGUUAUGGCUAGUCCGCUCAUGCCCAAGUACUGCCUUCAACAUCCGCAUGAGUGUGAUUUGUAUCUGAAUCAGACGGCGCUGCAUGGACCUACUGUGUAAGGGGUGCGUAGUGUGAAGGUUUGCUUGACCUUGGGGAUUCGGAUGGAGUCAGGCGUUUCAAUAGCGUAUUCCUUUCUUUCUUCCUUUCUCCUCAUCAUAGGGUAUGGACAUGCAUGAGCGCCGGCUUGAGAGUCGAAUAGUGGAGGGGAUAAGUUAUGAUUUAAUCUCUCAUCUUCGUAUGCUCGAGGCAUAUACCCACCAUAGCUUUUUGAAACAAUAGCA